CCGCGCCGCGGGAGGGAGAAAGGGUGGGAGGAGGGAGAAGGGCUAGGCAGCGCCGUGCGCUCCGCCCGGCCCCAUGCCCGGAGCUUCGCUGGACCGCCCCUGAACACGGGCGCCCCGCCGGUGCCCCCCCGCCCCACUGGCACCAUUGCCCCGACGGCGCGACCGGGCGGCCCGGCGCUUGCUAGGCUCCGCGCCGGGAGGAAGACGCUGCUGGCGGCCGCAGUGGGAGUGGUGAUGCUGCUGGUCCUGGUCGUCCUGAUCCCCGUGCUCGUCAGCUCUGGCGGCCCCGACGGCCACUAUGAGAUGCUGGGCACCUGCCGAAUGGUGUGCGACCCCUACCCGGCCCGGGCCCCAGGCUCCACCACUGCCGCCCGCCCCGACGGUGAGCCCCUGAGCGAGCACAGUGGCGCACCCCCGCCCUCCACCCUGGUGCAGGGACCCCAGGGGAAGCCUGGCAGAGCCGGGAAGCCUGGACCCCCAGGACCUCCAGGAGAUCCUGGCCCCCCGGGCCCCGUGGGCCCCCCUGGGGACAAGGGUGAGCCCGGGAAACCAGGUCUCCCUGGGCUCCCGGGCCCUGGGGGCAACGGUGCCAUCAGUACGGCCACCUACACCACGGUGCCCCGGGUGGCCUUCUACGCGGGUCUGAAAAAUCCCCACGAGGGCUACGAGAUCCUCAAGUUCGACGACGUGGUCACCAACCUGGGGAACAACUACGACGCGGCCAGCGGCAAGUUCACGUGCAACAUCCCUGGCACCUACUUUUUCACCUACCACGUCCUGAUGAGAGGAGGGGAUGGCACCAGCAUGUGGGCAGAUCUCUGCAAGAACGGGCAGGUCCGGGCCAGCGCUAUCGCCCAGGACGCUGACCAGAACUAUGACUAUGCCAGCAACAGCGUGAUUCUGCACCUGGAUGCUGGGGACGAGGUCUUCAUCAAGCUAGACGGCGGCAAGGCGCACGGCGGCAACAGUAACAAAUACAGCACCUUCUCCGGCUUCAUCAUCUACUCGGACUGAGC
Dromiciops gliroides (monito del monte) is the source of this 1016-nucleotide messenger RNA. RefSeq names its product complement C1q like 1 (gene C1QL1). The coding region runs from base 235 to 1014 and encodes 259 amino acids. The transcript is spliced from 2 exons. Gene Ontology annotation, molecular function: protein binding. NCBI's taxonomy places the organism in Eukaryota, Metazoa, Chordata, Mammalia, Microbiotheria, Microbiotheriidae. The record is from RefSeq and is a predicted model, not a curated record.